Messenger RNA from Metschnikowia bicuspidata var. bicuspidata NRRL YB-4993, 3263 nucleotides. It is a transcript of the gene RAD2, whose product is annotated as ssDNA endodeoxyribonuclease. The transcript has a single exon. Gene Ontology annotation, molecular function: DNA endonuclease activity; single-stranded DNA binding. The coding region runs from base 50 to 3181 and encodes 1043 amino acids. Gene Ontology annotation, cellular component: nucleus. The record is from RefSeq and is a predicted model, not a curated record. Gene Ontology annotation, biological process: nucleotide-excision repair. NCBI's taxonomy places the organism in Eukaryota, Fungi, Ascomycota, Pichiomycetes, Serinales, Metschnikowiaceae.
UGCAUUGUAUCUUCUACUAUAUAACAAGUUUCAACAAAAUUCUGAAUAUAUGGGAGUACAUUCUCUUUGGGACAUAGUUGGCACGGCUGCUCGGCCAGUUAAGCUAGAGGCUCUUUCACGGAAAAGAUUAGCAGUCGAUGCUUCGAUCUGGAUCUAUCAGUUCAUGAAGGCGGUUCGUGACAAGGAAGGCAAUUCAUUGGGACAAACUCAUAUUGUCGGAUUUUUCCGCCGGAUUUGCAAAAUGCUCUACUUUGGGAUACUUCCUUUGUUUGUGUUUGAUGGAGGAGCGCCACCUCUAAAGAGGCAGGUUAUUCAAGCUCGUAAAGAGAGACGCCAAGGAAACCAAGAAAAUGCUGCAAACACAGCACAAAAAUUGUUGGCAAUGCAGAUGCAUAGAAACAUUAGCAGCGGUGCACCUGUCAAGAAGAAUAAAACAAGACAGGAGAUGUCUAAAUCUGCAUCCGCUGAAGGAGGUGGCGAGAACGUUUAUUUUGAUGAUUUGCCCAUGAAUCAUGGCGAGAAAGCCAUGGUGCCAACGGAAUCUUCUGGAAAUCAACCCGCAACUUUCCGUAGAAAAGAUGAAUAUCAUCUUCCGGAAUUGAAGCAAUUCACAGUACGAAAGGGUGACCAAAGAAUCAUGCCCGACGGAGAGCUUGAGGAGUAUGGUGAGGGUCAGUCUUGGGAUAUAGUGGAUGGGAUCAGCAUUGACUCUGUUGAUCCGUCCUCUGCCGACUUUGCAGAAUUACCGAUGGCAACACAGUAUAUGAUUUUGUCUCACUUGAGGCUUCGAUCUAGAUUGAGAUUGGGCUACUCGAAGGACCAGCUUGAAAACCUAUUUCCUAAUAGCCAUGACUUCUCAAAAUUUCAGAUUCAGCAAGUACAAAAAAGAAAUUUUUAUACCCAGAAAUUGAUGACGGUAAGUGGAAUGGGCGAAGAUACUGGAAAUGCUACCCGCAGAAUUGCAGGGGAUAAAGACAGACAGUAUAUGCUUGUGAAGAACGAUGGUGGCUGGACCUUGUCGUUGGGAAACAACACUAAUGAAGAUGCAAUUGUAUUGGAUGAUGACGAUGAAGCUGAGCGAUCGACAACUGAUUUUGCUAUCAAAACAGAAGUCGAAACCGAGGAUUCAGAAGAUGAACUAUUGGAAGAUGUUCCGCUCGAAAAUCCUGCAAAUACUGAUGACCAAGGCUUAGGGCUGUACCAAAUGAAGAAUGAUUUGGAGGAGGACGCAAUCAACAAAGCUGUCAUAGAGUCCAUCUACGAUCAAUAUAGACACGAGUUUGAAGAUCGCUCUGAAGACUGGCAGCACGAGCAGGUGAUCCAGGAAAGGAUUGAAAACCUUAGAGAUACAGAUUUAAGGAAAGCGAUCGAAGAAUCCAAGAAGGACUUAUUCCAGAAAGUUCGCAAAGAGGGCGACUUAUCUCAAAAUUUGGGUGAGCUUCGCCAUGAUUCCGAAUUCGAAUUUGGGAAGUCUAUCUUAUUUGGGGGUACUGAAACAACGCAAAUACAACCCAAAAGUAUUACUGAAACCCAUUUUCGCGACUCAGCUUCGAGCACUGAUCAUGUGAAUCCUGGCGAUUUCCCAAAUUAUCUUGACGAGUCGGAAAAAGAAGCUACAAAAACCCAAACUAAUCCCCUACCCCUGUGGUUUAGCGACUCUUCGCAUUUGCAGAGCCCACAUGCGUCGGUUGGUUUUCUUUCUGAUAAAGUGGAGAAUAGGGCUCAUGACGAAAAUGAGGAGGUGGGCUUGAUACCGUAUAGUGAAGCAAGAAAGUACUUCAAGGGUACCGCUCGCACAACAUCGCAGAUAAGCGUGUCUGACAAUGAAAUGGAACUGGACUCCGACAUCCAGAUAAUUGAGAAUAUUGUGGAGCGAGAGCCGAAUAUUACGUCGAGCGAAACAGCACAAACUGAUGAGACGUACAAAUCCACUGAAGGACAGCCGACCAUAGUUGAGAAACCUGUUCUUCAACAAAAACGAAGGAGCAAAAAGGCGGAUGCGAAAAAAGUAUUUGUGCAAACCAGGAGCCGAGAUUCGGCUGAUGCCCUUGAAAGCAAAACACCGGCUCGCCUUGAACUGAAAGCUACGUCUCCACAAGCCGAAGGCGUGGAUAAUGUAGAAUCUUCAUUUUUACUGGGAGUAUCUGACGAAAAUUGUCGACUGAUGGACGCAACCUAUGAAGGAAGAGAGCAACCCAAAAUACUAGACUACGAUUUUGAUGAAAGUGAAGAAGAAGAUCUUGUGAAACUACUUCAGGAGGAAGAGCAAGAGCAUGCCCAGUUCACCACCAGUAUUCAAUUGGACAAGAUUCCUAUCCACACGAAGGUUAGCAAUGAACAACUACUACAAGAACAGCUUCAGAAGGCAAAACGUGAUGCUGAAGAGGUGACUCAAACAAUGAUCAAUGACGUACAGGAAUUGUUGAAGAGAUUUGGGAUUCCCUAUAUUACUGCACCAAUGGAAGCAGAGGCACAAUGUGCCGAACUCUACCAAUUAGGAUUGGUUGAUGGUAUUGUAACGGAUGAUAGUGAUUGCUUUCUUUUUGGUGGUAGUCGAAUCUACAGAAACAUGUUCAAUCAAAAGCAGUAUGUUGAAUGUUAUAUUGCGGAAGAUAUAGAGCAUAAGGUCGGACUCGAUCAACAGAAGCUCAUUGAACUCGCGUUGUUACUAGGCAGUGACUACACUGAAGGAGUCAAGGGCAUUGGCCCGGUAUUAGCCAUGGAAAUUCUAGCUGAGUUUGGUGGUUUGAGCUCCUUCAAACAAUGGUUUGAUGAAACAACGAAAACGUUGAAAAAACCCGACUCGGGUCGGCUGAAACUUGAGAAGACCUUGAUUUCGAGAAUCAAAAAUGGGAAACUUUUUCUUUCUGACAAAUUUCCCGAUCCAGUUGUCGUUGACGCGUACAAACAUCCAGAAGUUGAUCAUGAUAACUCCAAGUUUAAAUGGGGAGUGCCCCUGUUGGACCAAAUAAGAAGCUUCUUAAUGUACAAUGUAGGCUGGUCACAGGGAAGGGUCGAUGAGGUAAUGGUACCGUUGAUCCGUAAUAUCAACAAGGCCAGAACAGAAGGUCAGCAGACCACAAUAGGAGAGUUUUUCCCACAGGAUUACAUUUCCUACAAAAAGGAUGUGGGUAUGGGAAAACGUAUGAAGGCAGCAGCUGAACGAAUAAGAAAGGUAUAAAUAUAUUUUGGGUCAAACAUGAUAACAGAUUGAUAUACUCGCAAUUAUAAUUCUUAAUAAAUUCCCAGUGUCUGUUUGACGA